Molecule: messenger RNA, 2181 nt
Organism: Notolabrus celidotus (New Zealand spotty)
Lineage: Eukaryota; Metazoa; Chordata; Actinopteri; Labriformes; Labridae
Product: carnitine O-acetyltransferase-like
Exons: 15
Coding region: 206-2098 (630 amino acids)
Biological process (GO): carnitine metabolic process, CoA-linked
Cellular component (GO): peroxisome
Molecular function (GO): carnitine O-acetyltransferase activity
Source: RefSeq, a predicted model, not a curated record
UGGAGAUCCGACCUUCCAGCUCUGAGAUUUUGUCGGCAAGCCGGGAGCAGGAGUCGCAGGAUGCAGAGUUUGUGGCUCCAUAAAAGUCAAGAGGGGUCAAGCCUACAGCAGUCAGCAGAUCCAGUCGUGUCACAGACAGAAGUCAUUUGACAUCCAAACCUGAAACACUGGUAAAAACUGGUGAAGAAGAUUUUCAGACAGAAUAAUGUUGAGAAUCUGCAGCAAGAGUCUGGUGAAGGUGGGGAGGCUGAAACCCUGUAUCCCUCUAAGACAUGCCGCUCUGCACUCAUGUAGAAACAUAAGUCAGCAGCAGGAUCUGCCUAAACUGCCCAUCCCCCCUCUGAAGAAGACCUGUGAGCUGUACCUGAACAUCCUGGAGCCUGUGUUGAAGCCCCAUGAGCUGCAGAGAGCCAAACAGCUGGUGGAAGAGUUUCAGAAACCAGGAGGAGUGGGAGAGAGACUGCAGAAAAAUCUGCAGAGCAGAGCAGAGGGAGUAGAUAACUGGUUAACAGACGCUUAUGAGAAGAUUCUCUACCUGGCAAAACGAAAGCCUUUACCUAUUUUUUCAAAUAUGUUGGGACUCUUCCCCAAACAGGACUACACAGAUAUUGAGGGACAGAUCAGGUGUGCUGCUGAUUUGAUUGUGGCUCUACUGGACUUUAAACUGGAGACUGAAACUGGCACGCUUCCAGUUUCAUACAUCCGAGGAACACCGAUGUGUAUGAUGCAGCAUGAGGAACUAUUAUCAUCCUGCAGAAUCCCACAUCCAGAAGUUGAUUCUCUGAUGUUUCACGCUGAAAGCCCAAACCCUCCCAAACAUAUCAGCGUGGUUCACAACGGUCAGUUCUUUGUGAUGGAUGUGUACCACAGUGAUGGUACUCAGCUGAGUAAGGAGGAUAUCUUAGUUCAGCUGAAGAGAAUAUAUGAAUCGUCAAUGCAGCCUGACCAGGAACCUGUUGGGAUCCUGACAUCUCAAUGCAGAGACAUCUGGGCCAAAGUCUAUGAGAAGCUCAUCACUGAUGAAAUCAACAAACAAGCGCUGUUCGCCAUCCAGAGCAGCAUCGUCACCAUCUGUCUGGAUGGACCAACGCCUCCUGUUGCCAGUCAAUCUCGUUGUGACAAAACACUGCAGAUUCUGCAUGGGGAAGGGAGCAGCUUUAACAGUAACAACCGCUGGUUUGACAAGAUGUUGCAGAUUAUCAUUGGAAGGGACGGGAUAUGUGGAGCUCAGUUCUCACAUACAGUGGCUGAUGGAAUAGCUGCUUUAGAACUUUUGGAUAUGUUGGUUCUACGCAUGAAAAAAGAAAAACCACAGGCGUCCCCAGUCACGGAUUUAUGUCCCCCGCAGAAACUGAAGUUCAACAUUUCACCAGAGAUAAAGGAGGACAUCGAGGAGGCCAAGCAACACAUGGAGAAGCUGAUUAAAGGUUUUGAUCUUAAGACAAAAGUGUUCGAGCACUUUGGUAAAAACCUCCUCAAGUCUUUCAAGAUGAGUCCCGAUGGUUUCAUGCAGAUGGCAACACAACUGGCAUACUUCAGGACACACCAGCAGCUCUCCGCCACGCUAGAACCCGUAUCUCUGAGGAUGUACAAAGGAGGGCGUCUAGGAAUCAUCAACGCAACCUCCAGUGCAUCCGUCGCUUUUGUUAAAGCCUUCGAUGACCCGAACAAGCAGAUCUCAGAGAAACUGGAUCUGCUGAAAAAAGCUCUGAAAACACACCAUCACAGCUUUGCCACGAUACUCCGUGGACAGAUCACAGAUGGACAUCUCUUUGGACUGGAGAUGCAGGCUGUCGAGGAAAAAAUCCCCACCCCUGAAAUCUUCACAGAUGUUUCCUAUGAAAAAGCUUUCACAUUUCAAGUCAUAGCUGGUCAGGUAACAAGCGUGAAUGGAGUCAUCACAUGUUCCAGUCCUGAAGAAGUCGGACUAUACGACGUAAAUUACGGUUUAAUGAAUGAUCACAUGGAGUUAAUAGUGUCCUGUUUCGAAUAUUCUGAGACUGACAGAGAAAAGGAUUCAGCAAAGAUGAUCCAAUCCCUUGAGGAUGCUUUGUUGGACAUGAGGAACUUAUGUGAAGAAGCCACAGAGAAAAUCUAACCCAGCAGGGUUAGUGCUUGAAAACUUAAAUCUGAUGUAUCCUGUAAAGUAUGAUGAAUUAAACACAUUUUAUUUGAUUGUAA